Drosophila subpulchrella is the source of this 1627-nucleotide messenger RNA. RefSeq names its product probable cytochrome P450 4ac1. Lineage: Eukaryota; Metazoa; Arthropoda; Insecta; Diptera; Drosophilidae. The record is from RefSeq and is a predicted model, not a curated record. Gene Ontology annotation, molecular function: iron ion binding; monooxygenase activity; oxidoreductase activity, acting on paired donors, with incorporation or reduction of molecular oxygen. The transcript has 5 exons. Bases 23 to 1612 code for a protein of 529 amino acids.
AUUACCCUUUUUCAAGUAGAUUAUGCAGAAACUCAGUGGACGGCGAAAUUCGCAUCAGUACGGUUCGCAAAAAUUCAACAAAAUGUGGAUCGCUCUGCUGGGGCUUACAGUCUUAUUCAUAGUCAUUUGGCAAUUUUUAAAACAAAUUAAUGAAACUUACUAUAUUCUUUCAUUAACAAAACGAGUGCAAACGCAAGAUGGCAGUCCGUUGGAGAGCAAAGUUGUCGUUAUUCCCGGAAAAACACGAUUUGGCAAUAAUUUUGAUCUUCUUAAAUUAACGCCUGCAACUAUUUUUAAUUAUAUACGAGAUUCCACUGCCAAAGCCAAUGGUAAAAACUAUCUGUGGUACUUUUUACUCGCACCCGAGUAUAAUGUAGUACGUGCCGAAGAAGCUGAAAAAAUAUUUCAGAGCACCAAGCUAUUAACAAAGAAUAUGGUUUAUGAAAUGAUAAGACCAUUUCUGGGUGACGGACUCCUGAUUAGCACAGACCACAAAUGGCACUCGAGACGGAAAACAUUGACCCCUGCUUUUCAUUUUAAUGUACUGCAGUCUUUUCUCUCCAUUUUUAAAGAAGAGUGCACUAAGUUAAUGAAAGUUUUAGAUAAAAACUCAGGCGGCGAACUGGAACUUAACCAGAUUAUUCCACAGUUUACUCUAAAUAAUAUAUGCGAAACCGCUCUCGGUGUGAAACUGGAUGACAUGUCGGAGGGAAACGAGUACCGAAAGGCCAUCCAUGACUUUGAAGAGAUAUUUAAUCAGCGCCUGUGCAACCCGCUUAUGUAUUACGACUGGUACUUCUACCUUUUCGGAGAUUAUCAAAAGCAGGCGAAGAAGCUUCGGAUAAUCCACGACUUCUCAAGUAUUAUUAUCCGACGAAAAAGGAAGCUAUUUCAGCAAAAGCAACUCGGAAAGGUGGAUGAAUUUGGCAAGAAGCAGCGAUAUGCAAUGCUGGAUACCCUUUUAGCCGCCGAGGCUGAAGGCCAAAUAGAUCAUCAAGGAAUCUGCGACGAGGUCAACACCUUCAUGUUCGGCGGAUAUGAUACAACCUCCACCUGUCUAAUCUUUACCCUGCUCAUGUUGGCUUUGCAUGAGGAGGUCCAAAAACGAUGUUAUGAGGAGGUGGAGAACCUUCCCGAGGACAGCGAUGAUAUCAGUGUGUUCCAGUACAACGAACUGGUCUAUUUGGAUUGUGUGAUCAAGGAAUCGCUGAGGAUGUUUCCCCCAGCACCGCAGAUUGGACGAAAAUGCGUGGAGAAAUGUGUUGUGAACGGUUUGGUCUUGCCCAAGAAUACCCAGAUAAGCAUCCACAUAUACGACAUCAUGAGGGAUCCCCGUCAUUUCCCGAAGCCUGAUCGGUUCCAACCGGAACGUUUUCUACCAGAGAACACCGUGAAUCGACAUCCUUUCGCAUUUGUGCCAUUUAGUGCAGGUCAAAGAAAUUGCAUAGGUCAGAAGUUCGCCAUUCUGGAGAUCAAGGUACUCUUGGCAGCGGUCAUCAGGAACUUUAAGCUACUGCCCUCCACUCAGUUUGAGGAUCUUACUUUUGAGAACGGAAUUGUACUGCGUACCCAGCAGAACAUUAAAGUGAAAUUAGAGACAAGGAUUAAGUAGUAAAAUAUUAUGUAA